Messenger RNA from Talaromyces stipitatus ATCC 10500, 756 nucleotides. Its product is annotated as 3-ketoacyl-acyl carrier protein reductase, putative. Bases 1 to 756 code for a protein of 251 amino acids. NCBI's taxonomy places the organism in Eukaryota, Fungi, Ascomycota, Eurotiomycetes, Eurotiales, Trichocomaceae. The transcript is spliced from 3 exons. Gene Ontology annotation, molecular function: oxidoreductase activity, acting on the CH-OH group of donors, NAD or NADP as acceptor. The record is from RefSeq and is a predicted model, not a curated record.
AUGUCACAACUAAACGACAUCAAGGGCCGAUUAGCCCUCAUCACUGGCGCUUCUGGAGGAAUCGGAGCAGCAUGUGCCCGCCAACUAGCCUCCAAAGGCACCCAUCUAGCCCUAACCUACAUGUCCAGCCUCCCCAACAUCCAAUCCCUCACCAUUGACCUCCACUCCCUCAACAAGGACAUCAGAAUCUCAAUCCACAAAGUCGACGUCGGCAAAGCAGAAGACAUUGACAAAAUGUUCUCCGAAAUCGACGCCCAGCACGGCCACAGACCUGAUAUCCUCAUCUCAAACGCAGGAUAUGGUAAACGUAUCCCGCAGAUAUGGGAUAUUGACCUUGAAGAGUUCGAUUAUACGAUUAAUGUGAAUUUGAGGGCAUCGUUUAUUUUGACGAAGGGAUGUGUGGAGUAUAUGCGGAAUCAGAGAUGGGGGAGAAUUGUGUUUAUGUCUUCUAUUGCGGCGCAGGGAGGGGGGAUUAAUGGAUGUCAUUAUGCAGCUUCAAAAGGGGGCAUUUCAGGUAUGAUGCGCAACCUGUCCACUCGAUUGGCAGAAUACAACAUCAGCGUCAAUGAUGUUGCUCCCGCCAUGAUUGGGGAUACGGGUAUGAUUCCUAAUGGUGCUGCGUUCCCGGGGUUGACGGAGACUAUCCCCUUGGGAAGAUUGGGUGUGCCGGAAGAAGUUGCUAAUGUGGUUACAAUGUUGGUUACGACGGGGUAUAUGACGGGACAGAGUUUGUUGUUGGCCGGUGGGUUGAAAUAG